AUGGCACCAUUCCCAUCUUUCACAAAGACUUGGCAUAGUUCAAGCUAUCCAGCUAUUUCACCGUCUCGUCCUGAACUUUCCUUAGUUGGUAAAUCUGUAAUCAUUACAGGAGGCGGCUCAGGAAUCGGUCUCGCAAUCACAAAAUCUGUCGCUCAAGCAGGAGCAUCACACAUUGUUAUUCUCGGCCGUCGCGCCGAAGUCCUCGCCAAGGCCGCAGCCACUGUUCAUGAGCUCGUCGGAAACAAGACCAAAGUUCACACAAUCAGCACUGAUGUCUCGAACAAGGAACAAGUCGACCGAGCAUUUCGAAAAAUCCAUUCCGAAAUUGGCAAGCCUCUGGAUAUUCUGAUCCUCAAUGCCGGAUUCUACUCCGGUAUUCGGCCACUAGGGACUGAGACGGUCGAGGAGUGGCAGACAGUAUUCAACAUCAACAUCCUGGGGCCAUAUCUUGUUUCAGCGGCUUUCACCUCAAACGCAGCUCCAGAUGCAACUAUCGUGAACAUCUCGAGCGCGAUUGCCCAUCUUGACCCAUUCCCUGGAUUCGCAUCAUAUGCCGCGACAAAGCUGGCUGGCUCCAAAAUCAUGCAAUACAUGCAAAAGGAGAAUCCAGGUAUGCACGUUGUGGAUGUGCAUCCUGGCCAAGUGAGGGAGACAGACAUGGCUGGCAAGGCGACUGGAGAGCUUUAUGAUGAUGUAUCACAUAUUGAUGAUGCUGAGCUGGCAGGUAACUUUGUCGUUUGGGCUACUAGCAAAGAGGCCAGGUUUUUGAAGGGGAAGUUGGCUUGGGUGAAUUGGGAUGUUGAGGAGUUGAAGGACAGUGCAAAGGAAAUUGAAAGUACGAGGGUGCUGAGCUUGGGUCUUGAAGGCUUUUAUCCGGGCAAGUACUGA
Messenger RNA from Cadophora gregata, 888 nucleotides. RefSeq lists its product as uncharacterized. Gene Ontology annotation, molecular function: oxidoreductase activity. Gene Ontology annotation, cellular component: cytosol. The coding region runs from base 1 to 888 and encodes 295 amino acids. The transcript is spliced from 2 exons. Lineage: Eukaryota; Fungi; Ascomycota; Leotiomycetes; Helotiales; Ploettnerulaceae. The record is from RefSeq and is a predicted model, not a curated record.